Molecule: messenger RNA, 1868 nt
Organism: Chenopodium quinoa (quinoa)
Lineage: Eukaryota; Viridiplantae; Streptophyta; Magnoliopsida; Caryophyllales; Amaranthaceae
Product: protein PNS1-like
Exons: 2
Coding region: 331-1731 (466 amino acids)
Biological process (GO): transmembrane transport
Cellular component (GO): membrane
Molecular function (GO): transmembrane transporter activity
Source: RefSeq, a predicted model, not a curated record
UCAUAGAAUGCCAACUGAGCGGCUAAAACCGUUGACCUGCCCACAAUGUAACACACUUGACCAAGUUAACUCAUAAAGUUCCAUUAACAAAAAGUGUGUAAUAUAAGGUAAACUAUCAUAGAAAAUAUUGUCACUAAUUAAUUGGUCAAUAUUAGUUGUUUGUUGUUAUUAUCUUAAUUUUCUCUUAUCAUAUAACAACUGAUUUUCAAAUUUAUAUAACAUGGUUAUCCUUAUAUUUUUGCUGAAUUCAAGGCGCAAGAAAUUAAAAGAAACAAAAAUUUAAAUCCAAAAAAAAAAAAAGAAAAAAAAAAAUAAAGAAGUGCCUCUCACAUGGCAAGAAUCAUGAGUUCUUCAUCAGUAACUCCAAUUAAUAACAAAGGUGAUAAGAAUCUUCAAGUUGAAGCAGAUGAUCUUCACAAGAAUCCUGCACAAGUGGAAGAGGCAAGAAUCGCGGUUGAUAAGCCAAAACUCAGCGGGAAGAUUAUAGGGAUUGUGUUUUAUUUGCAACUUCUUGUGAUUUUUGUGCUUGCAGUGAUUCUGAUCAUCAGAGGCUUUCUAUCUAAGCAUGCUCGUCGUCGGUUUCAUCCAUCUGAGUGGUAUCCUCCGAUGCUGAUGUCUGUUGGACUGGCAGGAAUUACCGGAUUAGUAUGGCAGACUGUAACGUACUGUCAUUCUUCGAGAGCUGUCAAAUUGGCAUUUUGGUUUAGUCCCCUGCUAACUUGUGCCAUGGGUGUUCUUUUGAUUUCUACUGGUUCAGCAGUUGGAUUAGCUUUCGGAAUUUUAUCGAUCUUAGUAGCUGUUAUUCAAUCAUUGUAUGCUUGCUGGGCGAACCCACGGUUUAAUCAUGCUGUUUCUGUGCUAUCUGUCUGCACUGCAGUUCCUCCACAGAAGACCAUCUCAAUGACUGUUGUGUCUGUCAUUGUUACAGUCAUCUACUCUUCGGCUUUGGUGGGUGGGAUUGGUGGAGCUACUGCAACUGGAACUCAUAUUGAUAAGGUUUUCAUUGCGGUCAUCAUCCUUAGCAUGACCUGGACACUGCAGGUGAUCAAGAAUAUCCUGCAGGUGGCAGUCUCGCGUGUCAGGUAUCUGAACUUUGCUUGUGGAGAUGAAACAAUGGAUGUUUGGACAUCUAUUAGAGUGGCAGUGGGACCCAUGGUGGGAACUGUCUGCUUCGGGUCAGUCUUAGUCCCGACUGUCACCCUUGUUUGCGGCUCUGCUAGGGCAAUCGGCCUUAUAGCAGGAGAUUCUGAUGAGUUCCUGUUUUCUUGUACUGACUGUUACUCAGGAAUUGCCUCAAGACUUGUGACAUGUGGCAAUCGCUGGGGGUUCGUCCAUGUUGGAGUCUAUUGUAAGGGGAUCAUCCAAUCAUCCUCUGACACGUGGGAGAUGUUCCGGAGAGCUGGGAUGGAAGAGCUUAUUGACUGUGAUUUGACAAGUUCAUUCUGCUUCUUCUGUGGGAUUGCAGGAGGGGCUCUGAGCGCACUAGCAGGAGGGUGUUGGACACUUGUGGUUCAUAAACAGUAUGCAACUGAAAUUUCGAUCUAUGCUUUUUUGAUUGGUUAUUUGGUUAGUCGUGUAGCUAUGGCUUGGCCACAAGCAUGUGCAUCGGCUUACCAUGUGGCGUUUGCUGAGAACCCCCAAAGUGCUCGUUUUGAUGCAACUAUUCCAUUUAGGUUGCAGGAGCUACAUAAAAACCAGCAUUCUAACAUUUCUGGGGGGAACAUUGAGUAGGACAGAGCACAGUUUGUAUAUAGUAUUCCCAAAAAAAAUCUUGAUAGCAGCAUGAAUUCUUUCUUGUAAAUAUCUGUAACCAUGAAAUCAUUGUGAUCAUGUCUUGUAUACAUCAAUAAAUUGCUUGCAACUGCGCA